Oreochromis aureus is the source of this 2308-nucleotide messenger RNA. RefSeq names its product piggyBac transposable element-derived protein 4-like. Lineage: Eukaryota; Metazoa; Chordata; Actinopteri; Cichliformes; Cichlidae. The coding region runs from base 109 to 1818 and encodes 569 amino acids. The transcript has 2 exons. The record is from RefSeq and is a predicted model, not a curated record.
GUGGUCUUUCAAUCUCUAUUGUUGUUCUUGCAGUUGGAGAGAAAAAAAAGGACAACCAAUAGCGAUUUUCCUUACUGAGGAUUUUGCAACACUGGUCAUUUCUGCACCAUGGAGCCCACAUUGAAUUCAGACGAGGCUGUUGCUGCAGUCUUGCAGUCUUCCGAAAGCGAAAAAGAUAGCACUAGCAAUGAAGAAGGGGAGGAAUAUCUGCCAGGCAAUGAGGAGCUUUGCAGCUCGUCGGAGGAGGAGAAGGAGGAAGAGACAAAAAUGGAGCUUGACAGUCAGUGGAGAUCGAAAAAUGGGGAAAUCCUGUGGUGUCCCACACACGAAGAGACCCUGCGAUUUUUCCCCGCUUCCAUUUUAACCCCAGGACCAACCCAUUACGCAACUGCUAGGAUCAGCAGCCCCGUGAGUGCUUUUGAUCUUCUUUUUGCGGAGGACCUUAUGCAGCUAAUCCGGCAUUUUACCAACCUGCAGGGGAAGAGGUCGGUAAAACAGUGGAAGGACGUAGGUGAGGAGGAGCUGCGGGCUUACAUGGGGCUGCUGAUCCUCGCUGGCCUAUACAGGUCUCAACAUGAAGCUACAGAAAGCCUGUGGGAUGGGGUGACAGGACGUGUUAUUUUUCCUGCUACAAUGUCACGAAAAAGAUUCCAGCAAAUUAAUCUGGCCCUAAGAUUUGACGAUCAUCUUUCCCGUCCAGGUUGCCGCAGGGAGAAUAAGAUGGGUCCUAUAAAGGAUUUAUGGAGCAAGUGGAGUAGCCGCCUGCCCACAUUUUUUAAUCCAGGGAGGGAAAUAUGUGUGGAUGAACAGCUGGUCCCUUUUAGGGGCCGCUGUUCAUUCAAACAAUAUAUGCGCCUCAAACCUGCAAAAUAUGGGCUAAAGAUCUGGGCCUUAUGCGAUGUGCAGACCUCCUAUGCCUGGAGGCUGCAGAUAUACACAGGGAAGUCUGCAUCAGCAAAGAGGGAGGUUAGUCAAGGAAUGCAGGUGGUGCUUGAUUUGACAGACGGGCUGAAGGGCCACACAGUAACAAUGGACAAUUUUUUUACAUCAUUUCCUCUUGCAGAGGAAUUGAGGAAGAGGAAGAUGGCCCUGGUGGGCACUCUGAGGAUUAACAAACCUGAGCUGCCCCCACAGCUGCUGAACAUUCAACACAGAGAGGUAAUGUCCUCUGUCUUUGCUUUUAGUCGCAACGCUGCUUUGGUAUCCUAUGUGCCAAAGAAAUCAAGAAAUGUUCUCCUGUUGAGCACAAAGCACCGUGAGCCACAAGUCGAGAACUCUGGCAAGAAAAAGCCCCAGAUCAUCCUGGACUAUAACAAGUGCAAAGGGGCUGUGGAUCAUCUAGAUCAGGUUUGUGGCACCUACUCCUGCCGUCGGAGGACACGUAGGUGGCCCAUGUGUCUGCUGUAUCACAUGAUUGAUGUAAGCUGCUACAACGCUUUUGUCCUCUUCACUGCUGUGGACACAGAGUGGAACAAAGGAAAGCGCUAUUGCCGGCGUCUGUUCAUAGAGCAGGUUGGCAGAGCACUCAUCACCCCGACCAUGAUGAACAGAAGCCACCUGCCUAGAACACCGUUUGCAGUCAGCCUGGUCUUACAAGCCCAGGGCAAAGAGCAGCAGGAGCAGCAGGAGAAAGAGGAAGAGCAGCAGGAGGAGGAGGAAGAGCAGCAGGAGGAGGAGUGGGAGUCACCUUCCAAAAAGCGGAAGCAGUGCGCAUCGUGCAAACAGCGCAAAAGGAUCAUAACCAACUGCUGCAAAUGUGGUGCCCCUGCCUGCAAAAUCCAUCUGAAAACACUUUGUGGUUCAUGUUAUAAAAUGUAAAUUACAUCUUUGUUCAGUUUGUUGAGUUUAUUCAGCUCAGUUCAGUUUGUUUUUGCAAAAAAUUGUCAUUGUUCCAAAAAUAAUAAUGCAUCCAAAUCAAUGUUGUUAUCAAUUACUGACCUAUUCAAGGCUGUAAUAACCUCAUGCCAAAUAUUUUGAUUUGCAACUAAUUUUUGGAAAACAUUACAGAUUGUGGGUUUUUCCCAUUAAAAACCAGGGGUCUUUAUGACAAUAAGGGCAUUAAAAACAUUUAAAAAAAUGAAAAACUUUAUACAUAUGGUUAGGUCUGAAGUUGUUGAAAAGAUCUGAUGUGAAAAUUUUUUAUAUAUGACAUCGUAACACUUUUGUGAGCGCAAUCAUGUGGGGUCCCGAGGGCAAAAGUGAUCUUUUUUUUAAAAACUGAUUGCUCCAAAAAUAAUAAUGCAUCUAAAUCAAUGUUGUUAUCAAUUAUUGACCUAUUCAAGGCUGCAAUAAACUCAUGGCAAAUAUU